AUGGACACCAACUUUCGCGGUGGACCCCCGGGAUUCGUGCGGAUCGUGAGCAACGGGCCCAGUGGCGCGAUCUUCGUCUACCCCGAAUACUCUGGCAAUAGGUUGUAUCAAACUCUAGGUAAUUUCCUCACAACUCCUUUGGCCGGCUACGUGUUUCCAGACUUUGAGACGGGAGAUGCACUUUACAUUACUGGGCACACCCAGAUUCUGGUCGGUAAAGACGCUGCUACUAUGCUCCCAAGAUCGAAUCUAGCUGUUAAAGUGACUAUCACCGCGGCGCGCUACGUAAAGAGGUCGCUCGCAUUCCGAGGGAUCGCAGGCGCGCCUUCUCCAUACAACCCAAGUGUGCGUUACCUCACUACAGAGAAGGCCAUUCCGGCCGCUGAUCUCGAUGAGGGCCACUCUGUCAUUGCGACCUUGGUGAAGAAAGAGAUUCUGAGUCCAAACAUUGGUCGAUUUCGCUUUCGCAUCUCGGACCCAUCUAGAGUCGGGGCAUGGUCCCCGGGGCAGUAUGCAACUUUUUCUUUCCAGGAGGAAUUAGAUAUGGGCUAUCGGCACAUGCACGAUGAAGAUCCCUCAAGCCUCAAUGAUGACUAUGUCAGAACAUUCACGGUCUCCUCAUACCCAGGACACUCAUUGACGCCGAAUGAGUUUGAAAUCACAGUCCGCAAACAUGGCAACGUGACUAGCCAUCUUUUCAGAAUUAACGAGCGCGCCGGACUGGAGGUUCCCCUGAAAGGUUUCGGGGGUGAAUUCAAACUAGAAGACCAGGGGGACAGCUCUAAAUUCCCUUUCAUAGCCGGCGGAAUUGGUAUAACGCCGGUCAUUGCACAGUUACCAGGCGUCGAUACAUCGCGCCUCCACCUCAUGUGGUCUGUCUCUGUUCAGGAUGUAGGCUUUGUACUUGACACCUUCAAGCGAUUUCCCCAACUUCCAGCGUCCACCACUCUCUUCCUUACUGGGCCUGAGCCGAAGGGUGAGAAGGAGCUGCUGCAGCUGGCUACCGUCCUAGCAUCUGCGGCCAGGGUGGAACGUCGAAGAAUGGAAGCUCGAGAUGUCGAUCUAUCGCUGAGUGAUGUGUGGUAUUUCUGCGGAAGUUCUUCACUCAAGAGCUCGGCCAUGGCCUGGCUGGAAGGAAAGCAGGUUGUCUACGAAGAUUUUAGCUAUUAG
This is a messenger RNA of Aspergillus clavatus NRRL 1, 1170 nucleotides long. Its product is annotated as putative oxidoreductase, FAD-binding. Gene Ontology annotation, molecular function: oxidoreductase activity. The record is from RefSeq and is a predicted model, not a curated record. The transcript has a single exon. Bases 1 to 1170 code for a protein of 389 amino acids. Lineage: Eukaryota; Fungi; Ascomycota; Eurotiomycetes; Eurotiales; Aspergillaceae.